Nerophis lumbriciformis (worm pipefish) is the source of this 1461-nucleotide messenger RNA. RefSeq names its product cysteine and histidine-rich domain (CHORD) containing 1b (gene chordc1b). The record is from RefSeq and is a predicted model, not a curated record. Lineage: Eukaryota; Metazoa; Chordata; Actinopteri; Syngnathiformes; Syngnathidae.
GCACCCGGAAGUAAGCGAGGGGCAAGCUUCGUGUGUUAGCGGUGUGUUGAGCGGCGUCUUCUCCUGCUUCUUUAGUGCUUCUUUAGUGCUCCUUGUCACUUUCAGUCCGGGGUUGAAAGUUACUCUCGCCAGCCAUAAUGUCCGUGUUAUGCUACAACAAGGGAUGCGGGCAGCGUUUCGAUCCGGAGAACAACCCGGACGAAGGCUGCAUACACCACCCAGGCGUCCCCGUCUUCCACGACGCACUCAAGGGAUGGUCGUGCUGCAAGAGAAGGACCACCGACUUCUCCGACUUCCUCAGCAUCGCGGGCUGCACGAAAGGCCCCCACAACAAAGAGAAGCCCCCGGAGCCGGUGAAACCAGACGUGGACGAACAGAAACCAAAGUUUAGCGAGUACAUCAUCUCCGCACCGAAGCCUCAGGAGGCUAUUUGCAGACCAAGUGCUGACGAGCCUCUGGUGAGGUUGCUCCAAAAAGUGUCCACCUCUCUGAAGCAAGCUCUGGAAAAACUCAAGCUGACUGACAACUCGAAUGCUGAGAAACAAGAAGAAGACGACUGCGAGGUCAAGACCGGGACGACGUGUAAAAAUGGAGGAUGCACGAAAAGUUACGACGGCCCCGCAACCGACUCGGACGUGUGCUUAUUCCACUCAGGAUUCCCAAUCUUCCACGAAGGAAUGAAGUACUGGAGCUGCUGCAAGAAGAAGACCUCCGACUUCAACACGUUCCUCUCCCAGGUGGGAUGCACCAACGGCUCACACGUGUGGAGGAAAAAGGAUGAGGGUAAGAAGGUGGUUCCGUGCAGAUUCGACUGGCACCAGACCGGCUCCCAGGUCAUCAUCUCCAUCUACGCCAAGAACGGCGUGCCCGAGCUGAGCUACGUGGACGCCAACAGCACUACGCUCAACAUCCACGUGGUCUUCGAAGGCGAGAAGGAGUUUGAGCAGAAGAUCAGCCUGUGGGGAGUGAUCGACGUGAGCAAGAGCGUGGUCAACAUGAUGGCGGCCAAGAUCGAGAUCGCCAUGAAGAAGUCCGAAGCCAUGUCGUGGGCCCGCUUGGACCUCCCUCCCCCCGUAUCUCCGCCAAAGGAGGACCAGAAGAAAGAAGAGGACGACAGUGACGAAGAAAGCGAAUGACAACGUCAAAACUUUAGCAACUCCUGGACUUUCCCAUCAUGCUUUGCAAUUAGAGCACUUCAUCUUGGUGCUCGCUGUUGGUCCAAGUUUCUUAAGGUUUUUUUUACAUGGCUGAAAAUCAUAUUCAAUUGUCAUUUUGCUGCAGGACUAUUCAUCCAUCCAUCUGGACUUUUCCACUUUGAGCUGCUAAAAUGUUCUUUUCUGAUAUUCCAGCCCAGAUUUCAUGAAUGAAAAAGGAACCAUCAGAUUGUCCUAACCCACCAGAACGUGCUUGAAUGAUCAUGUCUCCAAGUGUAUAUUCCUAAUAAAGUGGUCUAAGACCCAA